This is a messenger RNA of Dicentrarchus labrax (European seabass), 3315 nucleotides long. Its product is annotated as trace amine-associated receptor 1-like. Gene Ontology annotation, biological process: adenylate cyclase-activating adrenergic receptor signaling pathway. The coding region runs from base 150 to 1130 and encodes 326 amino acids. Gene Ontology annotation, molecular function: G protein-coupled receptor activity. The record is from RefSeq and is a predicted model, not a curated record. Lineage: Eukaryota; Metazoa; Chordata; Actinopteri; Moronidae. Gene Ontology annotation, cellular component: membrane. The transcript has a single exon.
CCCAGAAUAAUAAUCAAACAUACUGCUCAGUGGCACACAGAACAAGGACUCAGUACAGAUGCACUAACCAUGAUUGAAAGGCAUGGUAUAAAAUAUAGAGAGUAUUAAUAUUAACUGAAUACAGAAAAUUUGACUUUUUAUUUUAUUUAAUGGAACCUGAAUUAUUUGCCAACAAGUCUGAUGAUGUUUUUGAGGACAAACAUUUCUGUAAUCAAUCAGCGCGUAUGAGCGCACUCACCACCAGCACGUAUUUGUUAUGUAUUUUUAUUGGCUCUUUAUCAGUUCUUAUAAUGUGUGGAAACCUUCUUUUAAUAACCUCUAUCGUUUACUUCAAACAGCUCCACACUCCUACAAACUACCUCAUCCUCUCUCUUGCAGUAGCUGACCUGCUUGUUGGAGUCUUAGUUUUGCCUUUUAGCGCGGUACUGGCUGUGAGCUCUUGUGGGUAUGUUGAAGAUUUACUCUGCAAGAUACGAGGCAGCUUUGAUGUUUUUCUGUCCACAUCUUCUAUUUUAAACUUGUGCUUUAUUUCUGUUGACAGAUAUUAUGCAGUGUGUCAGCCUCUGAGGUACAGAACUAAAAUAAAUGUCCGUGUUAUUGUGAUCAUGAUCCUUGUGAGCUGGACUGCUCCAGCUCUAAAUGGAAUUAGCAUGACAUUUUUGGGAGUGAACAAAGGACAAUCUAACAGGUGUGUUUUAUUUCAGAAUUUAAGUUCAGCAAUUAUGGCAAUUGUUUUUGGGUUUUAUUUCCCAGCUAUUGUAAUGGUCACUAUCUACUUAAAGAUUCUGAUGGUGGCACAGAGACAGGCACACAGCAUCCACAACACAACCUGUCAGAGCACAAAGUCUGAAAUUAAGAAGGAGAGAAAGGCCACCAAAACUCUGGCUAUUGUAAUGGGAGUUUUUCUUAUGUGUUGGACUCCUUACUUUCUUUGUAUGACCUUUAACCCUUUGAGUAAUUACACAAUACCUGUUGCUGUGAUUGCAGCAUUUAAGUGGCUUGGAUGGUCAAAUUCAAUGCUCAAUCCAUUGGUCUAUGCUUUCUUUUACAGCUGGUUUCGAUCAGCUUUCAGAAUAAUAAUUUCUGGGAAAAUAUUUCAGGGGGAUUUUACGCAUUCUAAGCUCUUUUGACUCAUUAUUUGAAGCAUGGAAAUAUCAGUAACAUCCUCCUUAGUUUGGUACAUACCAUCUCUUUUGCACUGCAUGUCAUAUAUAUAGGCCUUCUUAGAAAAAGGUCACUGUACUAUCCAUAAAGUAUGUAUAUAACUUGUAAAAAAUCUAAAGUGUAUAUAUUUAGUUAUUGAUGCUGCAUCUGUUGAGUUCAUGAGUAUGUCAUUGAAUUUUUGUCUUUGUGAACAAAGCUUUAAACAGUAAGGAAUUAAUGAAUGGUGAAAUCAUCUUUCUCUUAGAUUAGUUUUCAGUUUCAUUCAAUCAGUCUAAAUAUUAAAUAAACUGGGUAAGCAGGGUAGCUGUAAAGUACUGAAUAAGACUUUUUCAUUUACAGAUUCUAAGAUUCAAAUCAAUUUACGUAGCAAAUUUAAGUUGUACAUUUUCCACAACACUAUGAAGCUAACAGUUUCACCAAACAAUAGCUAAUUUAAAAAGUGUCUGAGCAUUGUCUCUGUGUAUCCUGUUAAUGUAUUCAUGCAAUAAUAAUAAUAAUAAUAAUAAUUAUUAUUAUUAUUAUUAUUAACUAUUUACUGUGUCCACAGUAUGAACUGUAUAAUUUAAAAUGGACAUAGUCUCUGUGACAUCACCCAUAGGUUCCUGAAGCUCAAUGUGGUCGGCUGUGGCCAUCUUGGCAGUCUUUUCUCUGCCUAAUCCAAAAUUGUGUGUGUGGGAGUGUUUUUAUUUUUUUCAGUUUUCUAGCCAUGUUGCCUACUUGCAAGAAACAUGAACUUGGAAAUGUUGAGUUUUAUGUUAGAAAUAUAAAAUAUGGGUCCUCAACAUAUAGAAACUGCCGGAUGCUAACUUGCAAAUGUUGGGCAAUUAGCAUCAUUAGCAUUAGCACAUAAACACCUAUAUAGACACAAUUUUACAUAUGGUUUAUCAUUUAAUUAAGUUGAUCAAAUAAUUAACACAUCAACAGUUAAUGUAACUACCAACAGGUACUCUAUGUAGUGACCCUUCUCGCCAGCUUAAAUCCUUAGAACAGUCUUUAAAAUGGGCCAUAAAAAUGCACCCAGUGUCAAUGGCAAGAGGUUGGUCAAGGCCUUCUACUACUCCAAUGGCCAAAGAUUGAGCCUACCAUACAAGGACAACCACCAACCCCUUGGCCACAGCCUCAGCGAAGGAUGACAGACACAGUAGGGAGAUGAGGGGCCUAAGUGGCAGCAGACUUUCAAUUUUGGGGCGAUUCUUGCAGCACAAAGGAAACUAUCUAAAACUAGGUUAAAACUGACAUACACUGAUAGAGCUGCACCCACCAUACAGAUGCAGCUGCCAUCCUGUUGGCAACAGCUUUUUUGGAGAACGAUGGAUACAAUAAGGAGAAGAGAUGCCCAACCGACACUAAGCAUGCACUUUGUUUGAACCCUUUUUUCUGAAAAGUCUCUUGAACACUUACCAAAUGUGUACAACAUGGAUUUCCUACUUAGGAGCCUUGAGAACCUUUUGCAGUCAUCUCUUUUUCCAGAAUACUGCAAUUUCUCUUGCCAUUUCCCUCUUGCACUAAUUUGAUUGCAUUAUUAAAUAAAAAAAAUUGGCAUUUUUCUUAUACAACAUAGAACAAAACAGCUCAAACAUGACAUAAAUAAAAUUAGUGUGUAAGAAUAAUAAACAUAAGUAAGAUUAAUGGAUAUUAAAUCCAUACCCAACACUCAAAGUUGAUCUGAUCAAUGCCAAAGGAGGAAUUUGUUAAAAUAUCAUGCAUUGAAAUGGCGCCAAAAUUGGACAUUAAAUUCAAAAUGGUCAAAUUCCUGUUGGGUUUAGGAUAUGGCUCCCAGAGGCUUUGCACUGCAUGUUCAGUCUUCUUAUAAUUUUAAUAUAUUAUUUCAGAGUUGUUUGGGUUUUUUUGCUGUGCUUUUUACAUAUGGUUUGUUGUCUCAAUGCAAGAAAGUUGAUCAAAAAAUAUCAAAAAAUAUGAAGUAAAUCAAGUAAAAAACAGACAAACUCAAUCCAAUGUAAUUAACAAAUCGACAAUAAAUGUACAUUGUAAUGACCCCUCACGCCAGCUUAAAUCCUGAGGGCAGUCUGUAAGAUGGGCCAAACAAGUGUACACAAGUGGUGUCGAGUAUGGGUGGGUGUCAAAUCCAAUCAGACAUCAUUCAAUGAAGUCGGAUCUAUAAAGCAGAUAAAGUAACAGAUUGAAACAAAA